Stylophora pistillata is the source of this 1023-nucleotide messenger RNA. Its product is annotated as adenosine receptor A3. The record is from RefSeq and is a predicted model, not a curated record. NCBI's taxonomy places the organism in Eukaryota, Metazoa, Cnidaria, Anthozoa, Scleractinia, Pocilloporidae. Gene Ontology annotation, biological process: G protein-coupled receptor signaling pathway. Gene Ontology annotation, molecular function: G protein-coupled receptor activity. Gene Ontology annotation, cellular component: plasma membrane.
AUUCAACUUCAUCAAAGCUACUCCUGUUACCAAGUGAAUUGUUUGUUAUACGCUUGCGGGGAAAAUCACAUUUUCACAAGAGUUAAGAUCACAAAGCUCGAACAAAAUGUGGCCUUUCAAUUCGACGUGGCAGUGCAUUCCAUGGCUUGUAGUCCUUAUCAUAGAGUGUCUGGCCAUAGUCAUCCUUAAUAUCAUCACCAUCGUUGUAUUUGUGAAGAAGAAGCGUCAACUGCAGCGACGGAGUACAUAUUUGAUCAUUCAUCUGGCGAUAGUCGAUGUCUUAGUGGGCGCAGUCUCCGGGCCACUACAGAUUGAAGCCAGAAUGUCUUGGCUGUGUCAUCUAUGGGAGUAUAGACGAGAGACUAUUUGGUCUCAUUAUUUAUCAUUUGCAUUUCUACAUCUAUUCUCGUUCACUUCCCUUGUAAAUCUUUUGUUUAUUUCUUUAGAUAGGCUACAUGCAACAUUUUGUCCAUUCAGGCAUCGAUUUGUUAAGAAAUGUGUUUAUGAAGUCAUGAUUAUUGUCAUUUGGCUGACGACGAUUGUAAGAGAAGCCGCUCAGAUUUUCCUACGGGAAAUUGGUUAUUUAGAAGAAAUUAAUGCUUACUUGUAUCUCCUAUUUUAUGCAGUUUCUGUAUUUGUUAUUUGUGUAUCUUACAUUUUCAUUGUUAUUAGAGUACAAUGCAAUCGUCAUCCUCAAUUCCAUUCUGGAUCCAGAAGAGAAAGAAAACUGACAGGUACCUCGCUAAUCGUCUCACUUGUAUCUUUACUUUGUUUUCUACCAGCAAUAAUAUAUGCAGCUUCUCGCAACCUUUUCUCCUCUUCUUCAACGCAUUUUCACAUUUCGAUGGCUGUGCUGGUUCUAUUCUUGGGUAACUCGCUUGUAAAUCCUGUCAUUUACGCUCUUCGGAUGCCAGGGUUCAGAGAAGAUUUACUACAAAUAGUUUGCAGGGUCUCAGACGUUUCUAAAGUCCCAGUAAACCUACCGCUUUGCAACCUUAGGACAACGUAGAUCAAUAAUUUUUA